GUCCUCCUCACCGUUCCUCUCGUCGUCCGCAUUCCUUCCCUUCCCUCUUCCCUUGGGAAGGAGGAGUUGGAGGACGAAGGCUUGUUCUCGUCCGUGAGACUGUCUGCUCUCGCUGUCGCUCGCUCUUCUGCAUACAUACGCUGUCAAGAACAGGCGGCUGCCUGAUCGCGGCUCGAGCCGAGAGGAGACGAGAGCGAGCGAGCGGAGGAACGAGCACAUUUUGUCCUGAUUCAGGCGUCGGGGCGGAGAGAGAUGCCGAUGCCGAGUUGCUGACAGGAGGACGACGAGAGAGUGGUGGGUGGGUGGGUUGGUGGGUGGCAGGCAGGCAGGCAGGCGAGCAAGCCAGUCAGCCAGCCGGGGCGAGAAGGAGAAGGAGAAGGAGAAGGAGGAGGAGGAGGAAAUUCGGCCGAGAGGAAGAGAGCGAGAGGGAACUCGAAUGUCGAUGGAUGGAGAGCUGUAAGUGAGAGGGUCGAAUGGAUCCGGGGCUGGGUCUGGCUGGGAAUGGUACAUCACAGGUUUCACCGAUGGCGCAGCAGUCAGCAGCAACGGCUACUUUCCCCGUGGUAGACCAAACGAAGUGGGCAGAUGCUACGGGCUUCCUCAAGGCUGCGUGCGAUGACCUUGGUGUGGGAGAACUCAUACAUGGCGAGAAUUUCAGUUUAUUCGAAGCAAUGUCAGCUCUCGAGAUUAUGGAUCCCAAAAUGGACGCCGGUAUGAAUACAACAGGUUACAAGACUGUAGAAGAAGCAGUCGAGAGCGGAGCUGCUCCCAUUUUCUUGACUAUAUCACAAAUUAUAGAUGUCAUGGACCAUCUUCUAGCUUGUGAGGCCACGUGGCAUAAGGGCCAUUCUUUGGCACAGACAGUAUUUUCAUGUUUAUAUAUGUUGAAGCUGGACCGUACGACCCCAAACGCCUUGUUGCACGCCUACUGCAAAAUCACCCGUGCGACUUGUAGUUUGGUCCGGACAGCAAUAGUACUGUCUGACAUCCAUGAGGAAGAAGACUUCGUGACAUUCGGCUUUGGCCUUCCUUUGGAUGCCGAAGGUGACAACAAGUGUCUAGCAACAUUGAAUGCCGUAGAAGAAAGCUUGGCCCGGCAAUUGAGGGGAUGCAAGGGGGCAGCAAGUGGGAAGAAGAAAUCCACAGAAGAAGUGGAGCCUUUGCAGGACGAUCCUGAGUUGGAGGAAGAUUUUUGUGAGUCAGUUCUCUGUCGUCUACGCUUUAGAAAGUCUCUAUAUCAUGCUUUGGUAUACAUGGAGAAGCCGUUGGGAAGAGGGUCGGAGAUGGCUCAGAAACACAUCACAAGAGCUCUAACGGAACUUGCUGCUGUAAGAGCUUCUUCUGGCUUUCUGUCUGCCCGAAGGCCUUUGAAGGAUCCUGUGGAAUCCACUUGUACGGCGUCUGGACAACCUGCUGUGGGCUUUGAUGAAAGUGUCAAUAGAAGACUACUGGCCCCCACGCCUCCACGAUCUAUUGACAUUUUAAGUUGGAACGAGACCUUGAACUACUUCGAGCAGUUGCUGAAUGACCUCAAUCGCAUAUGUUCCUUAUCAUCCGACUUGGAACUUGAAGACUUGCUUCAGUAUAUUGUGGACUUCCAAAAGUCGCAGCCUGAUCUUGUUGCUCGAGCUCGGUUGCAGUUGCUCUUGUUACAAGAUGGAAAACUUCUUGGUCGCGAAACAGUGACAGACUCCCUGUAUCGAGCUAUCAAACUGCAAAAUGAGCGACCCGCAAGAGACACAGAAACAUACAAUUUUUUAACUCAGUGUGGAAGAUUGACAAUGCAGCUGAUCAGGACAAUGUGCACUAAUCCAGCUUGGCAGCGACGUAAACUAGGAAGGGUUAUUCAGGAAUGGGGUUUGCUAUUAGAGCAGGCUGAAUUUAGUCGCGAAACUUCCUUCCGCAAGAGUGGUGUAGGUGGACAGUUAGAGAAGACUGGAUGGACAGACGAUGUGGUUAUGGGCUGGGCUGCAGAGCUAUUGUGCUGGGUUGUUACUCAUUUUUUACUUCUUGGAUUUGAGCUCGAACUCUACUCUCCAAACGAGUACUGCAUGGUGUACUGGUAUCUGGAUCAUGCAUUGAUGACCCUGAUGCAUUAUAAGCUAGCGAAAGAAAGACGGAGGCUGGAGGCCGAGCUUGUUAAAUCAAACGAUACUUCUCCUGAAUCAGCCAAGAAGAAGGGGAAGAAGAAGAAAGGGGGGACCAUAAAACCAGUUGUCAACAAGGAGAUUCGCUUCACACCUAGCGUGCUGCUUCUCCAAUGCUACAUUAAUCUCUGCAAAGGCUUCAUUUGGAUGCUUGCAGCAUUAACUGCGGAUCGCAAGAUCAUACAUCGGGAAACAAUAUUCAAUACCGAGCUAGAGAGAUUUACUCAAAGGUUUGAGCUUUUACACAAAAUUGUGGUACCAGAACCCAUGACAUACCUUGACUUCAGAGAAGCGACCCGACAUAGGCACCAAUCGGUUAAGGAACUAUAUCAAGUAGCCUACGAUCACUUCAUGUCUGCGCAGCAGCAUAUUCAAGAAUUAAGUCAAGCAGUUUCAAAAACCCCGAAGAUGGAAUCUGUGAUUAAGGCACAGAGAGUGGUCGAUAUUCGUCAGAUGGAACAGGUCGCACUGAGAAACCGCAUAGCCUUGCAGAUUGCUCACCAGGCAGGACCCGGUGAAAACCUUCGGGUGACUUUUGAGUUCUCGCUGCAUCCGUGUUUCGCAGUAGCAGUUGUGAAGAAGCCUUAAAUACCAUUUUUGCAUAUCGGAGCAGCCUUUUUAGAAAUUAUAGGAUGGGUUUCUUUUGAACCCGUUUAAGGAUAGGAAAGACCCAGCUUUCCAUGAGCUAUGUGUUCUAAACGUGUUUGAGUAAAGAUUUGGAUGACCAUGUCAGU
This is a messenger RNA of Marchantia polymorpha subsp. ruderalis, 2881 nucleotides long. Lineage: Eukaryota; Viridiplantae; Streptophyta; Marchantiopsida; Marchantiales; Marchantiaceae. The record is from the annotation of a GenBank genome assembly.